AUGUCCUCGAAGUCGUUCACUGUGGAUGAUUCACCGUCUGUGACAGCCCAUGAAAGCCCGAUCGCAGUCGCGUUCAAGCAUCAUUAUCUUUUGCAUGCAAUACUUGGUCUUUCAGCACUUCAAUUGUACACGACUGAUCGUGCCCAAUCAAAGUGGUAUCAGCAAGCAACCUCGCAUCAAGACGCGGCAAUUCGACAAGCCAGACCUCACCUCUCACACACUGCUCCGGAACAUGCCGAAGCGAUCUUCUGGUUCUCAUCUUUUACCUCAAUGUUUGCCCUUGCAGAACCUCCUAUACGUCCGUCACAAGAAGGCCAGAUGAAGCUCGACGCCACGAAGGAACUUCUUCACGCCUUUGGCCUCGCUCGUGGUAUUAGAACGAUUACGCACUCCCUACCUGAAGAUUGCGACAUAGCCAAAGCCACAGCACCAGAGCUCUGGCAGGAUAACCGGGAUGAGUUGAGACCAACGUUGAGAGAGGACUACCCAGCCUUGUUGCAGCUCGAGGAGUUCAUCGAAGGUAAUUGCGAAGAUAGUGAGCAGCUCUUUGUGUGCCUGACUCAUGCUGAGGAGCUCCUGCUGUUCAUCGCCGUGCUACAACAUGCUCCGACGAAUAGGAAGGCAACACAUCUUAUCAUGUCCUGGUGCAUGGGUCUUCCAGCAAUGUUCCUUGACAUGUGCAGCAAGAAAGUCUCUGCAGCAGUUGCAACUCUGGCAUUCUAUGGAGUGGCUAUGCAUACACGGCAGGAGAGGUUGGCCAGAGAUAUUGCUCACGGAGUGUGA
This is a messenger RNA of Lithohypha guttulata, 783 nucleotides long. RefSeq lists its product as uncharacterized. Gene Ontology annotation, molecular function: DNA-binding transcription activator activity, RNA polymerase II-specific. Bases 1 to 783 code for a protein of 260 amino acids. The transcript is spliced from 2 exons. The record is from RefSeq and is a predicted model, not a curated record. Gene Ontology annotation, biological process: regulation of transcription by RNA polymerase II. Lineage: Eukaryota; Fungi; Ascomycota; Eurotiomycetes; Chaetothyriales; Trichomeriaceae.